Molecule: messenger RNA, 1461 nt
Organism: Ectocarpus sp. CCAP 1310/34
Lineage: Eukaryota; Phaeophyceae; Ectocarpales; Ectocarpaceae
Source: the annotation of a GenBank genome assembly
GGUGCCGCGGCAUACGAAGUGUUGGCCGUUAGUGUCGUUGCCUCUUCCGAGCAGACCGGGGCAGAUGGUGUCGUUUGAUUAUUUGGGGCCGUUGCCGAAAACGACGAAAGACAACGAGUACGUGUUUCUGGUGGUAGAUUUAUUCAGCAGGCAUGCCGAGGGGUACCCACUAACGAAGGCGCAGAAAAAUGCGAAGGGUUUUGUUUCUAUCAUGGUGAACGACUAUAUCGCGAGGUGGGGUUGUCCGCACACCAUGUUGUCAGAUAGGGGAGCAGAGUUUGCGAAUGAGGUAACGAAAGGGGUGUAUAAGAUGCUGGGAACUGUGAAGAAGUUCACUAGCUCAUAUCAUCCGCAGACGAAUGGGAUGGCGGAACGUUUAAAUCACACGCUGUGUCAAAUGUUGUCGCACUUGAUUGCGGACGAUCAGGCGAAUGGGGAUGAGAUGCUACCACACGCGGUAGCGGCACACAACAAUAACGUGAGCCAAGGGACGGGGCUAGCACCCAACGUAGUACACAUCGGGAGGUACCCGAAAUUGCCGAUGACGAUCUUGGAGGGAAGGGGUGUUUCGGGAAAUCAGGGUCUAAAGCAAGACCAAUUGGAUUACUAUUUGAAUUUGAUGAGGGAUAAGCAAAGGAAGGAGUACGAGCUGGUAAGAGAGCAGGAUAAGAUAACCAAGGCUAAGCAUGAGAAGAGCAAUCAGGUGUUAAACUCGAUAAUAGGCAAGAGGCCGAAGUGCAAGGAGGGGGACUGGGUCUUGGUGUUUGAUGAGAAGGGUACAAUUUCUGGCGGGGGGGAACAUGUGCUUAAAUCGCGAGUGAAUAGUAGGGGGAAAGAAAAAUCGUUCGCGUUGAUCCCGAAGUUGGCACAUAAUUGGACCGGGCCGUAUAAGGUGUUGAUCGUGGGUCCAGGGGAUGGUCUUGACGGAGAAAAGGUGGGCCCGAAUAUUUUGUUUUUGAACGUGAAUAAGGAUGAGCCCGGAAAGANACGAGAGGGUGUCGGUAUAACGGUGUAAGAAGUGCUAUACUCAGCACGAGAACGAGGAUAGACCUAGGUUCUUGCCGUGGGGCUUUAGCAAGUAUGUGUUGAAUAAGUUUUCAGAGUUAGCGCCUCCGUUUUACCUUACGGCCGAGGACGUGGAGGAAGAAUUGGAUAGUAAAGAAUUGGUCCCGUGUAAAAUAUCAAGGCACAGGAUUUGUCGAGGUAUAAGUGGGAAGGGGGCGGUUCAGUACUACACGCAUUGGACGGGGUUGGCUAAGUGUACGUGGGAGCAUGAAGUAGAGUUAGAGCAAUAUGGGGACGUGGUACUUAAAUAUUGGAAUGAGCAGCCGGAACAAUCGGCCGGAGGGAACAUUAGGUAUCGGAGGUACCGUAUUCAGGGUGCAAAAAGGACGAUUGCUAGUAGAAAGGGAGAAAGACACGUGCAGAAAGAUUACAAACUUUGUUGUGACAUACGUGGUA